Messenger RNA from Saimiri boliviensis boliviensis (Bolivian squirrel monkey), 2444 nucleotides. RefSeq names its product radial spoke head 6 homolog A (gene RSPH6A). The record is from RefSeq and is a predicted model, not a curated record. Gene Ontology annotation, cellular component: axoneme; radial spoke. Lineage: Eukaryota; Metazoa; Chordata; Mammalia; Primates; Cebidae. Gene Ontology annotation, biological process: cilium assembly; axoneme assembly; cilium movement involved in cell motility.
GGCCCAGCUCCCCGCGCCCUCCCCGGUAACGGCCCCCCUCCAGUGCUCGAAACCUGCGGUGCUGACGGGCGGCUCACUCGGCCUCCCUGUCUGCAAGCCUUCCUCCUAGAGGUCUGUGCCUCCUUGCGAGCCAUGGGGGACCAGCCGCCCUACCCUGAGUCCCUUCCCCAGCAGACCCCGAGCCGGAGGAGUUCUCAGGCCUCUGAGAGGCGGCGCAGUCGGGGCCAAGCUCAGCCCCUGGCAGCCGACCCCGAGGAGGGGCGGCAGAUGCCUCCAGACGCCCAGCACAACGCCCCGGGCUGGUCACAGAGGCGCAGCCUUUCCCAACAGGAGAGCUUCCCGAUGCCCCAGGCCUUCCAGGCUGAGGAAGCCCGGCUGGGUGGCACCGAGUACCCAUCCGUGAACUUGGGCUUUCCCUCAGAGUUCCAGCCCCAGCCUUACCCAGACGAAAGCAGGAGCCAGGCUGCCCAGGGCACCACCAGCCUAAUACUGCAGCGGUUCCAGCCGGGCCAAGGCGGCCUGUUCCAGCAACUGGACCCCGCCUUCCAGGAGCCCCCGGUCAGCCCCUUGGACCAGUUCAACCUCUACCCGACAGACCAGAUCUACGAAAGUGCCCAGCAUGGGCCCUACAGAAGAGACGACCCUGCCCUUCAGUUAUCGGGCUCUGAGCUGGGCUUCCCGCAAUACAGCGCGGAAGUGCCGGAGCCAGAGCCGCUGGAGCUGGCCGUGCAGAACGCCAAGGCCUACCUGCUGCAGACCAGCAUCAACUGCGACCUCAGCCUGUAUGAGCACCUGGUGAACCUGCUGACCAAGAUCCUGAACCAGCGGCCCGAGGACCCCUUGUCAGUCCUGGAGUCGCUGAACCGCACCACGCAGUGGGAGUGGUUCCACCCCAAGCUGGACACGCUGCGGGACGACCCAGAGAUGCAGCCCACCUACGAGAUGGCAGAGAAGCAGAAGGCGCUGUUCACCCGGGGUGGAGGCAGCGCCGAAGGCGAACAGGAGAUGGAGGAGGAGGUGGGAGAGACGCCAGUGCCCAACAUCAUGGAGACUGCCUUCUACUUCGAGCAGGCUGGCGUGGGCCUGAGCACCGACGAGAGCUUCCGCAUUUUCCUGGCCCUGAAGCAGCUGGUGGAGCAGCAGCCCAUCCACACCUGUCGCUUCUGGGGCAAGAUCCUGGGAAUCAACCGCAGCUACCUGGUGGCUGAGGUGGAAUUCCGGGAGGGCGAGGAAGAGGUGGAGGAGGAGGAGGUUGAGGAGGUGAUGGAGGGCGCCGAGAUCCUGGAGGCGCACGGUGAGGAGGAGGGCGAGGAGGACGAGGAGAAGGCCGUGGACUUCAUCCCUAAGCCCACGUGGAAGCCGCCACCUGUGAUCCCCAAGGAGGAGAGCCGCUCCGGCGCCAACAAGUAUCUAUACUUUGUGUGCAACGAGCCGGGCCUGCCGUGGACGCGCCUGCCCCACGUCACACCGGCCCAGAUCGUCAGUGCCCGAAAGAUCAAGAAGUUCUUCACAGGCUACCUGGACGCACCGGUUGUCAGCUACCCACCCUUCCCCGGCAACGAGGCCAACUACCUUCGGGCCCAGAUCGCCCGCAUAUCGGCCGGCACUCAGAUCAGCCCGCUAGGCUUCUACCAGUUUAGCGAGGAGGAGGGCGAUGAGGAGGAGGAAGGUGGUGCUGGGCGCGACUCCUACGAGGAGAACCCCGACUUCGAGGGCAUCCCCGUGCUGGAGCUGAUCGACUCCAUGGCCAACUGGGUGCAUCACACACAGCACAUCCUGCCGCAGGGCCGCUGCACUUGGGUGAACCCUUCCCAGAAGACAGAGGAGGAGGAGGACCUGGGAGAGGAGGAAGAGAAGGCGGAUGAGGGACCGGAGGAGGUGGAGCAGGAGGUGGGCCCCCCACUGCUAACACCACUUUCAGAAGAUGCAGAAAUCAUGCACCUGUCACCCUGGACCACGCGCGUGUCCUGCAGCCUCUGCCCACAGUACUCCGUGGCUGUCGUGCGCUCCAACCUCUGGCCCGGGGCCUUUGCCUAUGCCAGCGGCAAAAAGUUUGAGAACAUCUACAUCGGCUGGGGUCACAAGUACAGCCCUGAGAACUUCAACCCGGCCCUGCCAGCCCCCAUUCAGCAAGAGUACCCCAGCGGCCCAGCGAUCAUGGAGAUGAGUGACCCCACAGUGGAAGAGGAGCAGGCCUUGAAAGCAGCUCAGGAGCAAGUCCUGGCAGCCACAGAGGAGGAGGAGGAGGGCGAGGAAGAGGAGGAGGGCGAGGACACAGAUGACUGAGGCCUUCGAUAUAGCCACUUUCCCCCAGCAGGUAGAUAGCAGAUUUCCCCUUGUCAGUAGUUAGUAUGGAUUAUAUUUUGACUGUCUGCUUCCUGUCCCCAGAGGGCAGGGACAGAAAAGGAAGGCAAUUGCCUCAAAUAAAAUUCCUCCAUGGCAUU